UUCUCUCAAAUGCAAAUGUCAUCUCUCAAUGUCUUUUCUUUGUGUCAAUAACACUUCUUUGUUUUGAGCAAAUUUAUUAUAUGUCAAAUAUAACAAAAAUCCACAGAUUUUAAAUAAACGGUAGCCCUGUCAUGAUACUAUUGGAAGUGAGAUAAACAAUAUUAAUUUUCUUAAUUCGGUGCAUUAUUUUUAAAACGGCAAUGGUUGAGGAAACAGUGUAUUCUAACAAACCUAAGCCACGAGCAGCUCGUCCUAGACCAGUCUUCCUAUGGAGUGUCAUUGAUGUACAGAAGUGGCUAAGAAGACAUUGCAGUGAUUACUACCCCCUAUAUGGAGAAAUAUUUCAACAGCAUGACAUCACAGGCAGAGCGUUGAUCAGACUCACUGAAUCAACUCUUUUCCGUCUUGGAAUCCACAACUCUAAUCACCGACAGGAAAUAUGGAGAGAAAUUAUCAAACUACGACUGAAAACUGCAAUUUUAGAGAUAAGAGACCUAGAGCACAAAGACAUGUGAUAUAAUUUUUUAGAAUAAAUAUUUUUGUAAA
This is a messenger RNA of Macrosteles quadrilineatus (aster leafhopper), 546 nucleotides long. Its product is annotated as protein aveugle-like. Gene Ontology annotation, molecular function: protein binding. Bases 201 to 515 code for a protein of 104 amino acids. Gene Ontology annotation, biological process: cell surface receptor protein tyrosine kinase signaling pathway. NCBI's taxonomy places the organism in Eukaryota, Metazoa, Arthropoda, Insecta, Hemiptera, Cicadellidae. The transcript has 3 exons. The record is from RefSeq and is a predicted model, not a curated record. Gene Ontology annotation, cellular component: cytoplasmic side of plasma membrane.